AUGCUCGCUCAUAUCUCUGCAUCGAGUAACAUUCUCCAACAAUACAGGAUGCAUCCAUCUUCAGGUCCAAGGGAGCUUACCCCAGCCAUGGUUCGCUCUAUUGAAGAGGCUGACAAACCUAUGAAAAGGGGCAAGAAACCUGAAACCCACAAAGAGGCACAAGUUUCCAAACCAACCAAUGGGAAAACCCCUAAGAAGCGAAAGUCUGAUAGGGCUGUUACAUCACCUGCUCAACUGAAGAAGCUGAAGAAGCCUGUUAGGAGGCUUAUACUACAAUCCUCUAGUGACUCAGAUUCAGAUGCCUCACUCUCUGCUGCAGCUAAAGCAAUUGAAACCUCUACUUCACAACGUCAACAAGCCUCACUCGCUGUUGAUGCUUCUACUAAGGAGUGCAAGGAAGCGACCGCAAAAGUCGAUAAACUAGUUUAUGAAGCUCACCUGUUUCUAGAUUCCUUGCAGGCUGCUGCUAAGAAGAAUGCUCAAACCGUCAACGCUUCAGUGGAUAACCUUCAACGGUCUCUUCAAUCUGAAAGAUCCAACCUUGAAGCUGCACGCCAAGAGAUUGUAGCUGCCAACGAGUCUCUACAUGCUAAUGGUAAUGAUCGUCUGACUCAACCCAAGGCAGAAUUAGCUGUAGAGAAUUGUAUCAUGGAUGAGCUAGAUAGGAGAACCUCACAGCUGAAAAUGCAAAAUUACUAG
Lactuca saligna is the source of this 699-nucleotide messenger RNA. The record is from the annotation of a GenBank genome assembly. NCBI's taxonomy places the organism in Eukaryota, Viridiplantae, Streptophyta, Magnoliopsida, Asterales, Asteraceae.